Phytophthora nicotianae INRA-310 is the source of this 3022-nucleotide messenger RNA. RefSeq lists its product as hypothetical. The transcript has 3 exons. Gene Ontology annotation, cellular component: membrane. Gene Ontology annotation, molecular function: phosphatidylinositol kinase activity; transmembrane signaling receptor activity. NCBI's taxonomy places the organism in Eukaryota, Oomycota, Peronosporomycetes, Peronosporales, Peronosporaceae. Gene Ontology annotation, biological process: phosphatidylinositol metabolic process; cell surface receptor signaling pathway. The record is from RefSeq and is a predicted model, not a curated record. The coding region runs from base 166 to 2982 and encodes 938 amino acids.
UUGCACAUGAAGGGACACGAAGGCAACGUAACGGAUUCGUACUAAACCUGCACGUGCUGUUUCCUUCUUGAUUGUGGCUCAUUCUUCACUUGCGUCUCGUCACAUCAUCGCCGGAGAUUCUCAUUCGCCAUCCUGUUUCGCCGCAGUCUUUCGCCGUACGUGCUGAUGAUUCCGGCAGCUGUGGAUGCGAGCUUGGAUGACGACGAGCUGCGGCAGCCAGCGCUCAUCUUUGACAGUCAACGAGGACAAGAGUCUAUUAACACACAAACGCGGGGAUGCAAUGAGACGGAUGAUGUCAAUAAAAUUCGCGCUGAGGAGGAAGCACCGCCCCCAGCAGCUUUAAGUCCUUGCGGGAGUGUAACUCCACCUGCAGAGCCUGGUGUUCGUGUGGUAGCAGAUCUGCUACGUGCUCCUACGGCGGAGGCUCAAAAGAGCCAAUUGGUUAUGUCAUUUGGAGUUUUUAUACUAUCCUUAUUGCUAGGUGCUAGUGCUUUGCUCUUCUACGACGAGAUUCUCGACGUGACGGGCAUUCAAAGCGGCCUCUUAUUGGGAUCAGUUGGAUCCCUCUCAAUGUGUGGUGUGAUCAUAAUUUCGUAUCUCAGUACCAAGUGGUAUCGCCGACACAUGCACAUCUUACUCCUAAACUUGGCGCUGUGUGAGUUCUGCCUCGCGAUUUCGUUUCUUUUGGAACCGGCAUGGAACCGAUUAGGUGCUGGUGUUGGGAGCGAUCUUUCCUGUCGAUGGUUAUCGACAGCACGAGAGUACCUAAUCAUGUGCUCUAGCGCCUGGACGACCUGCACUGCUCUAGAUUUAUACUACUUGAUGACAAACCCGUUCACGUCACCACGCCUGAAUCGUCACAAGUACCAGGGUAUUGCACACGUCACAGCCCUUGCAAGUGCUGUUAUCAUGUGCGUAUCCAAUAGUUUCGGAUCUCCUGUGGCUGUAGGCAACUUCUGUUGGGUAGGAGCAGAUACCCAGGCACGAAGCGACCACAUCAGUUAUAAGCAGCCAAGUGGAUCAACCACCGGCAUUUGGGUCUUCAUCGUCACUCCUGCUACCAUUUCGAUGGUUGCCAACCUAUACGUGACGCUGGUAUCCUAUGGACGACUGCGACGAGGCGUUUCUGCAACUUUACGCAAUCGACGAGUAUUGCUGCGUGAAGGGUUUGUGACGACUGUGACGCUGAUUGCCUAUUCAGCUGUGCUCUGGGGAGUAUACGGAGCCUAUUGGCUUACUCCCUCAGCUACACAAGCUCGGAGACUCUCUCGAUUAUUUGCGUUUUUGCUGUCAUAUCGAGGCAGUGUACCUUUCAUUUUGUGGUGCCUGUAUAAACGUCCGCAACACAAAAAGCAGAAAUCUAGUGUAGUGGUCGACGGCACUAGGAGCCAGAAGCUCUCGAGUAUAGAGGAUGAGGAAGAGGAAGAUGACGACGCUGUUCGGCCACAGAUGAACUUGGCACUACUAGACGAACUUGUGUUUUAUACAACCCAUGGCAUCGCCAAGGCAGUGAGGAUAACCAGUACUCUUGGACAGUAUCCACCGUCACACUCACGUGUUGAGCAGCCAGAUCAACACUCUGAACAUGGACCAGCACAGUACUCGUUCAUGGUACAACCAUCACCCGAAGAUGCUGCAUUGAAUGAAUGUCGGUUUACAGCGUUUCAUCCACUGGAAUUUCAGCGCAUUCGUCGUUUUUACGGCAUCGACGACGACGCAUACCUUUCGUCUUUACGGUCCUGUACGACGCCCAAAGUCAGUGAAGGUGCAAGUGGCUCUUUUGUCUAUUAUUCAUCAGAUCGCAGCUACGUUGUCAAGUCCUUGACACGCUCGGAAAGUGUUUUCCUACAUGGUAUUCUGAACGACUAUACUGUAUACAUUGAGGAGCAGAACGGCGAAAGCUUUCUCACGCGUUUCCACGGCAGCUACUGUCUUGAAUUAUAUGGCCGUCCGACGUAUUUCGUGGUCAUGGAGAACGUCUUUGACGUGCAGCAGGGCAUCUCGAUCCAUCAGCGCUACGAUAUCAAAGGGUCGUGGGUAGAUCGCAACGCGCAGAAACCUCGUCGAGGCGCUGAAGCCACGUGUCGUCACUGCAAUCUCAGCUUCCGUUGCGGUGAGACUAACACUCGUUCGAACGACAGACUGCGUCGAAAUGUGUGUCCAAACCGUGCAGGGGCUCCUCAUGAACCGAAUGUUGUGCUUAAGGAUAUGGACCUCACGAUGAAGUUGCGCUUUGGAAAGAAUGCAGGACGGAAACUACUAGCGCAACUUAUGCGUGACAGUGACUUCUUGUGCACACAUGGCGUCAUGGACUACUCGUUGCUUCUGGGAGUGAUAGAAGUGAGCUAUUUAGUGAAUCGGCACAACAUUCUGACCAGGGAUGGUAGUGUAUUUCUACCACCAGACAGCUUCACGGGUAAGCCAGGUUUUCCACGGGAACAAGCCGAUAGUGAGUCUACAGGGAACUCAGAACGUGUCAAGCAGUCAACGCAGUGUCUGCGUGCCGCGGAGGUGGUGAUCGGCCCGGGUUUCUACUACAUUGGAGUCAUCGAUAUGUUGCAGACGUGGAAUUGGUCCAAGCGACUCGAGCGCUUUAUGAAAACCGUCCUCUUUAGAAAAGACCCAGACGGGAUAUCUGCCAUGCCUCCGAAGCCGUACCGAGAUCGGUUCCACCGCAAGCUGCGGGAAAUUAUCCAUCUCGGCAACAACUCGAGUAUCGUACCAUCCACGGCAGCCACGGUGGAGAACGCGGAUGGAUGCAUGGAGGACAUUGGCGGUGGUGACUCCACGAGAGCGGAUGCUGAACUCGGAGAUGACGAGUACGAUCGAAUGACACACAUUAGACCACGCGGAGUUGCUCUUCCCGCUGUUAAUCACAUUGUGGCACCGACUAGUAAAGAUGGUCAGCAAUCGCGAACUGACAGUGAAAAGAUACCCAUGACCCCCUCUGCUCUAGGACGCGUACUGGGAAGCAGCUUGUAAAUCUACAAAACAAAAUAGCAAAUAUUCCAGAAUGAACUCC